Messenger RNA from Arctia plantaginis, 825 nucleotides. The record is from the annotation of a GenBank genome assembly. NCBI's taxonomy places the organism in Eukaryota, Metazoa, Arthropoda, Insecta, Lepidoptera, Erebidae.
AUGUCUCCAGUCAAGCCAUCACAAUUCUUGCAAGCCUUCUUACUUCUUACCUCACUACAACACAUUCACUCAAUAGAAGAUGGUUACCUUCGUUACGUAAAAGAUGGCUGCUUUUUAAGAGGAGAAGCCUUAUCUUGUGUUAAAUACAAAGCAGUUAAAAUAGCCACUAAAGCUAUAUUCGGUAACAGUUUAAAUAAGAACGAGACAAUCGGAGCGAAUCAUAUGAUAAGUUUUGUUUCUUUGGAUGCUGAAACAAUUGACAGUCUUGGAAUCAAAGAAGGAAAAGAAGUUAGAAGAGUAUCCAGUGAACCGAGGGGUAUUUUGUCUGAAUGGGCCGAGUUGGCGAAAUAUCUUAUGAAGUUAGUCCAAGAGUUCUUCAAGGUCAAAGGGCUUAAGGUAAACCUGCCAGAAGGAGCAAGAACUGUCGAGGAAGAAGUCCAUGAUGACGCUCGUGGCAAACGCAAGAAGUUGGCUGUCAUUCUUCCCCUUCUGACUCUUCUGGCGACAAUCAAGACUAAACUACUUCUGGUGCCUGUACUCCUGUCUGUGCUACUCAUCAAGAAGUUGCUGCUCAUUGCUGCGUUACUGCUGCCGAGUGUGUUGAGCACUCUGAAAGCUUGCAAGCAUCAUCACCCUAUGACCCACUACUCUUACUUCGGAAGCAAUGAUGCCAGUGACUACAGUGCUGAUUACAGCAAUAGCUAUGCACACUCAGCAACCGGAGGCUAUGGCAAAGACUGGGCAUCGAACCGCGCAUACAACAUGGCUAAACACAGAGCAACAGCUCCUCCCACAUACAUCACGGCACCUGGGGCAGCUGUUUAA